GAUUCAAUUAACAAGUAAUGCUUUAAACACUGGAGAGUAUCAUGAAGCAAGCUCUUCAAUUAGGCUGUAAGUGUGUGCGCUGCGCUGCCCAUCCCCCACUGAGCGCUUAAUUGAAGGCCACGCCCACCCCUCCCCCACAGUACCUGCAGCUCAGAGGCUGAGGUCAUUAGUUCACAAAAUGGAUCUGGAACGAUUGAGGAGAAGAAUGGAGCGACUGCGGGCACACCACAACAAAUGUGAAGCGUCUGCAUUAAAGGCAGUGGGAGAAGAGAAGUGCAUCGUUGAUAUACAGAAGUCAGCAGAGCUUGAUGGUAUCCCUGAAGAGUCGGAGUCAGAAGUCUCGACCUGCUCUGGUUUAGACCCAGAUUACAAGCCACCUAGUUUGUCAUGCAUUGAUGGUCUGAAAGGUACAAGCAUGUCCAGUGAAGAUUCUAAUGCAAGUGAACAGGAUUUAAUCAUUGAUGAAGUAAAAAGCCACAAAACUUACAUCAAAAGACACAAAAAAAACCAAACAGUUGACCAAUAGAAAACAAGACAAAUCAACUGUGACCAUAAAAACCUGCACGAAAAGGGAAGACUUGAAGCGUGCAUGGGACAAAAAACACUACUGUCUCUUCUGUAGUAAAGCACAGGCCAAGAUUUCGCGUCAUUUGGAAAGAAAACACAUUGACAUCAAAGAUGUGGCUUAUGCCUUCAGCUUUCCCUUGGGUUCGAAAGAAAGAAAGGUUCUUCUGGAACAACUAAGAAAUAAAGGUGACUUUAAACACAAUUCAAAGGUUUUACAAAAAGGCAGAGGACAAAUUGUUACAUGGAAACAGCCUUCAAAUGAUGCCACUUUUCAGGAUUACUUGCCGUGUCCUUACUGUUUUGGUAUGUUCCGAAAAAAGGAUCUUUGGAGACAUCAGUCAUCAUGCAAAACAAAAAAAUUGUGUGUAAAAGAUCAAGAUGACGAAGACAAAAAUAACAGACGAGGGAGAGUGCAGAGUCGUGCUGCUUGUCUCCUGCCAAUUGUAGCAUCCUCCGAUGGGUGUCAGAGCAUCAUAAACUCCAUGCGCCAAGAUGAAGUGUCAUUUCAUGUUAGAAAUGAUGAUUUGAUCUGCAAGUAUGGGGAAUCUCUUUAUGCGAAACACGGUCGAGUGAAAUCAAGACACCAGUACAUUUCACAGAGAAUGAGGGAGCUUGGUCGUUUUAUGGUGGUCUCUAAAGAACUGGACAAGACUGUCAGUGGUCUUCAAGAUUUGUGUACACCAGCCAAAUUUAAAUUUGUUGUUAAUGUUGCCAAGCGAUUAACCCAGUUCAGUCCAGGAAAAAAUGAAUAUGGGAAACCUUCAACGGCAGUGAAAAUUGGAUUUUGUCUUAAAGGCGCUGUAGAGGUCCUGAUUGGGCAGGCGCUAAUGAAAGAGGAUGAUUUGUCAGAGAAAAAAGCAAAAAAAUUCUACGAACUCUUGGAAAAAAACUGGAGAAACAGUGUUUCCAUAAGCGCUCACCAAACUCUACAAGAAAAAAAAUGGAACAAAGCUGAUGACAUCCCUCUCACUAAAAAUGUCAUUGCUCUUAGAGACCAUCUCAGGAUGGUAGAAGAUGAUGCGAGAACAAAACUGGCACAGGAAAUGAAUUUGUCUGCAUACAAGAAAUUAAAUGAGGCUGUUCUUGCCCAAGUUAUUAUCUUUAAUAAACGCCGCGAAGGAGAAGCUUCACGCUUAACUCUUGAUACCUACAAGACAGCAAGCUCAAAUGCCAUCAACGAGGACAUCUAUAGCACUUUGUCACCACUGGAGAAGGAGCUGAGCAAGAUGCUAACUCGCAUCGAAAUAAGGGGCAAAAGAGGAAGGAAAGUUCCAGUUUUCUUGACAGAUAGAAUGAUGGAAUCCAUCAAUUUGCUAGUUGAAAGGAGAGAAGAAGCUGGUGUGCCUGCAGAAAAUCCAUACCUCUUUGCAAGACCUGGUGUAUUCACCAACAUUCGUGGAUGUGACUGUCUUAGAAAAUAUGCAGAACAAAGCAAAAUAGAAAAUCCUGGACUCCUAAGAUCAACAAAGUUACGAAAACAAGUUGCCACACUGUGUCAGCUCUUAGAUCUUACGGAACAAGAACUAGAGCAAGUCGCAAAAUUUAUGGGUCAUGACAUUAGAGUCCACUGUGACUUUUACAGACAGACAGAUAAAACAUUUCAGAUAGCCAAAAUAAGCAAACUUUUGUUUGCCAUGGAAGAAGGGACUGAAACCUUGAGGGGGAAGAACCUUGACACACUUCAUCCUUCCGUAGGUGGUGAAAGUCCUCCAUCCACCUCUGUCUCACAGAGACAAAAAAAAGGAGGAAGACCAAAGAGAAAAGGAGAGUCAGAUGAAGAUCAAACUGAUGGAGUGAGUCCGCCCAAACAGCCUUCACCUCAGAUCAAGAAGAAGAGGAGAGCGGUGUAUGACUUCUCCCCUCAGAUAUCAUCAGACCACUGCAGUGACGACCAGGCUUCAGAGGUUGAAGAAAAAACUCACGAAGUGAGCAUGACCAAACCCUCAUCUCAGAUCAAGAGGAAGAAGAAGAGAGCAGUGUAUGACUUCUCCCCUCAGAAAUCAUCAGACCACUGCAGUGAUGACCAGGCUUCAGAGGUUAAAGAUCAGACUGAUAGAGUGAGCUCUUCUGAGCAGCCCUCACCUCAGAUCAAGAAGAAGAGAGUGGCCAAGGGGAAAGCAAACGUUGUGAAGACCACCACGAUAACCAAACGCCCGUGGAGUGAUGAGGAGAGAAGGGCGGUCAGUAAGCAUCUGAGUAGCUACAUUGCGCAACGCAGAGUUCCAGGUAAAGCCGCCUGCAUGAAGUGUCUUACUGAAGAAACCGCUCUCAGGGAGAGAACGUGGACGGACGUAAAAAACUGUGUGUACAACACCAUCGUUACCCUCAAGCGGAAAUCUGCGACCAGAAUGCUUCAGUUUUGAAAAGAUUAGUUUACUUCAUUAACAUUUUGUAUAGUGAAUGCACUCACCCUCCUGCCAUCUAAGAUGUUCAUGCCUUUCUUUCUUCAGUUUUAAAGACAUUGGUUUUUAAGAUAAACUGAGGAAAGAAAGACAUGCACUUCUUGGAUAACAAGAGGCGGAGCACAUCUGUCAACUUGUUCUGGAAGUAAACUAAUCCUUUCAAACCCUGUGCCUUUCUAUUCUCUCUCUUAUUCUGUUUGUUCCUUAAUUUCUGCUGUUAAUGUCAGUCAGGGACUGGUUUGGAUAAGUGAUGUUUAUGAGUAAGAAAAUGUUGUAAAGAAAUAUUUAAGUAGCCUGUUAUUGAACAUCAGUUAAAAGAUUAUAU
This is a messenger RNA of Danio aesculapii, 3294 nucleotides long. RefSeq lists its product as uncharacterized. Bases 873 to 2930 code for a protein of 685 amino acids. Gene Ontology annotation, molecular function: DNA binding. Gene Ontology annotation, biological process: DNA integration; DNA recombination. The transcript has 8 exons. The record is from RefSeq and is a predicted model, not a curated record. NCBI's taxonomy places the organism in Eukaryota, Metazoa, Chordata, Actinopteri, Cypriniformes, Danionidae.